This is a messenger RNA of Mesocestoides corti, 804 nucleotides long. Lineage: Eukaryota; Metazoa; Platyhelminthes; Cestoda; Cyclophyllidea; Mesocestoididae. The record is from the annotation of a GenBank genome assembly.
AUGACAAAUACAAUUGAAAAUGACGUCAUUGGUGAAUCGGAAGAGGGCACUGACCAGUCGAGUGCUAACUUCACGGGUGAAAAUGAUAUGCCUAUCCUGUCAGCGGCAGAUUUUUCUCCUGAUUUCUCCGUUGACGAGAUGAAGGCUAUGCAUACAAGCCUCACAAACAUUUCCUGGCGCGUUCCAGUUUCUCCAAAGGAUCAUUUGGAGACGGUUUUAUUAGAUUGCAUAAAACUCGCCAGAUCGAUUGUUCGUUAUGGUACACAGGAAGGCGGGACUAUCUCCCGCUUUAAUAAUAUACUAGCAGUUUUACCAGAACUGCGCCUUACUAUCUUGGAAGAAGAAAUCGAUGUAGAGGCUUUGAACCUCAAGGUUUUUGCACGAUCAUCCAUGCCGAAGCGGUUGCCGCUGCUGGAGGACUUUAUUAAUCUUUUCGGCAGAUUAGGUGGAUUCGAUGCCAUUGUUUCACGUUUCCAAAGCCAGGAGAAACAACCGCUAACAAUGCGCCUUAUUUUCGAGUACCUCAAGCCAUUCGAAGCGUGCUGUUACUACCUGACUGAUGAGGUGGUAAAUGAGUUUCUUCUUCCAAUGACAGAAAUGGCUGUUGCCUUUCUGAAGAACUUGACUGACGAGGACAUUCGCCAGUUAAUUAGGCUCAAUCAACGCAGUAGCCAUUUCAUGGACUUCUCACUAAUCCGUACCUUUUACCAACGCAUCUACGGUUCGAAUUACAACAACGAGGAGUUAGAUGAUCUUCGUCUACAGUUCAUCCUGCGAGUGAUGAAGGUAAGCUUCUGGAAAUAG